Molecule: messenger RNA, 615 nt
Organism: Acanthosepion pharaonis
Lineage: Eukaryota; Metazoa; Mollusca; Cephalopoda; Sepiida; Sepiidae
Source: the annotation of a GenBank genome assembly
AUGCUUUGUUCCUUCUUUCUUUCUUUCUUUCUUUCAUUCAUUCUUUCUUUCUUGCUUAUGCAUUGUUGCUUCUUUGUUUUUCUUACUUUCAUUUAUUUUUUCUUUCUUUCUUGUUCAUGCUUUGCUGCUUUUUCUUUCUUUCUUUCUUUCUCAUUGCUUCUUUCUUUCUUACUUUCAUUCUUGCUUUCUUUCUUUUUUCUUUCUUUCUUGUUCAUGCUUUGCUGCUUCUUUCUUUCUUUCUUUCUUGCAAAUACUUUGUUGUCACAUAGUUCUUACUAUUGGACUGAUUGUUUCUUUCUCUUUAUUGUCUUGCUGCUAACACUUUGUUUCUCCUUUCUUUCUUUCUUUCUUUCUUUCUUUCUUUCUUUUCUUUCUAUUUCUUCUCUAUUUUCUUAUCUAUUUCUUUCUUUCUUUCUUUCUUUCUUUCUUUCUUUCUUUCUUUCUUUCUUUUUUCUUCUUUCUUUCUUUCUUUCUUUCUUUCUUACCGCGCUUCUUUUCGUUCAUUUGUUCUUUUUCUUCUUAAGGUUCUCUCCCAGUCUCAAUCCAUUUUCUUUCUCUCUUUCUUUCUUUCUUUCUUUCUUUCUUUCUUUCUUUCUUUUCAUCGGACUUUUUUAA